Molecule: messenger RNA, 1514 nt
Organism: Penicillium brasilianum
Lineage: Eukaryota; Fungi; Ascomycota; Eurotiomycetes; Eurotiales; Aspergillaceae
Source: the annotation of a GenBank genome assembly
CCCGAUUUCCCUUCAGGUACCCGCCGAAAUUCAGAUUCCCACAUACAACAACACUCGUGGGGCCCCCGUCAUGGCCUCUCCGCUGGCCAAUGACCCUGAACGCGUCGCGCGUAUCAUGCUGUCCUGGCACUCGCUCGAUCUUGUCUCGUGCAGGAAAUUGCAGACGCUGUGGGCAGGCUAUGGAAGUAUCUGCGCGAUCACAGCGCGAGCUACCACCGAUGAAGCGACGGAGUACCUCAGCAAGUUAUGCUAUAUGGAAGCGCAAGCUGUUGGGGCCACUUAUCCAUUGAUCCUGAAGCUGAUCUUGCCCCCGAGCAAAGGCGCAGCCCAACCAGACGAGGGCCACUUGCGGAAGAUGCUCAGCUACGAGGUGGAGCAAAGCUUUUAUAAUGACGUGGUUCCGCUCUUGGGAGAUGGAAUCGCCGUAGCCAAGUGCUUGGCCUCCACGCGACAAAUGAGGGGCAAAAGGGGUGAGGCGGAGCUCGACGGUCUGCUGGCCAUGCUCAUGGUGGAUUUGACCCCUCAAUUCCCCGUUCCGGGGGGGAAGAGGGAUGCCCUAAACCGCACGCAGGUAUAUAGCGCGCUAGAAUGGCUGGCUCGCUUUCAUUGUCGCUCAUGGGGGUUGCGCGCAGACAGCCUCGACCGAUACAUCUUGCCUCCGCUUCAAGAACAUGUUAGGAGACGCAGUUCGGGCAGCAGCGACGACCGCCUCGGGCAAGGGCUGUGGCUCAACGGUGGGUACACGUAUCUGGCGACACGACGGAGCGAGUACGCUUCCCUCGCUCGAGAUACCUCCUCGGAAUGGUCCGAUGCGAUGUGUAGGGCGUGGCCGGGCUGCUCCAUGUCCGCUGCCGAGAUGGCUGCCAGCUUCUUGACCCCCCGUGGAAGGUCCAUUGAAUCGUAUAUCCAUGGGGACGUCAAGUCGGAGAAUCUCUUCACGACGAGAGACGGCAAUAAGGUGGCGUUCUUUGAUUUCCAAUAUGUUGGGUUGGGUUUGGGAGUCUGUGACCUUGCAAAACUAUUCACCUGUUCAGUGCCUCUAGAGAUGCUCGUGGAGUCUCAGGACCCGUUGCCCGAGCGGUUGAUGAUGGGGGAUGGCGAGAGGCACCUUCUGAAACAGUACCACAUUUCUCUCUCGUAUGAGAAGGAGUCGGACUUUUACGAAUGGGCGGCAUUCGAGCGACACUGGGAAACAGCUCUAGUGGAUUGGUGUCGUUUCCAGGCCUCAUGGGGAUUCUGGGGUAAUACAGAGUGGCUUGAGGCCCGUGUGAGAUCAAUUCUCGACGAUGAUGGGUGGAGACACUGGAUACUUGAAAACACAAUCGGUCGGGAUCCUUAGCCUAGGAAACAAAGCUUCGAGAUCGAGUUUUAACUUCCUUUGACCUAUGGUUAAUGACCCACUUCUUUUCAGCUAGCAUGAUUCUAGGAAAUUUGGGAACAUAGCUCUUCUACUGAUUCCAUUUCUACUAUUCUUAUAUAAAUCAUCCUUCGAUCUUAAAAGAAAUUAGAGGGAG